AUGCGCCGUCGACUCACCUUGAGAAAGAGGGAUGACGUGCCGUGUGACCGGCUACGAACAACCAUGGCUUGCCUAUGUGCGGUCCGGCGACAAUCCAAUGACCGGCCCAACCGGAUCGCUUGUGGCUCUCACCGUGAGAGCCCCUUCAUCCAUUCUAUCAGCGAAACCUUGAGCUCGCAGACACCAGAGUUACGCCCACAGCACGACGACUUCGACAGAAUCUUGCCUAGAUAUCCGUUGGUAGCUGUGUGGGAAACGUGUAGUCAGUUGUGGUCAACUCAAAAGACUCGUUGGACGAAGAGCAAAUCGCUGAAAUGA
Pseudozyma hubeiensis SY62 is the source of this 318-nucleotide messenger RNA. RefSeq lists its product as hypothetical. NCBI's taxonomy places the organism in Eukaryota, Fungi, Basidiomycota, Ustilaginomycetes, Ustilaginales, Ustilaginaceae. The coding region runs from base 1 to 318 and encodes 105 amino acids. The transcript has a single exon. The record is from RefSeq and is a predicted model, not a curated record.